AUGAAGCUCUCUCCCUGGCUGCGUACCACAGUCGUGGGGCAGGUAGUGCAGUAUUGCAUGUCCCGUCCCGAUGCGCCACUGGUCAAAGACGAUAUUAGCAUCGAGUACGCUAAAGAAGAAUUAAGCUCCGAAGACAUUAUCGUGGUAGACUGGGAUGGUCCUGAUGACCCUGAAAGUCCCCAAAACUGGCCGACUCUCUAUAAGGCAUGGGUGACAGCGUUAAUCUCAAUCUAUUCCUUUGUGGUUUACUGCGGCUCCUCCAUCGUCGUGCCCAGCUAUCAGGGCGUUGUGAUGCAGUUUGGGACAUCGCAUCACGUUGUCUCCCUGAUACUCGCUCUCUACGUCAUCGGGUACGGCGCAGGUCCAUUGCUCUUCUCGCCAAUAAGCGAAGUUGCCUCUGUUGGCCGCAAUCCACCAUAUAUCAUCUCCUUUGCCAUCUUCCUCGUCAUCUCCAUUGUUCUGGCAACAGUCAAUAACUUCCCUGCCAUUGUCGUGCUCCGCUUCUUCCAAGGCUUUUUCGGCAGCCCAUGCCUAGCCACCGGUGGCGCAUCCCUUCAAGACAUCUACUCGUGGAAUGCAGUCCCCUACGCCUUCAUCGCCUGGGUCAGCUGCAUCUACUGCGGCCCAGCACUGGGUCCUCUUUUCGCCAGCAAGAUUGUCGAAACACGAUCCUGGCACUGGCCGUUCUGGGAGAUUGCCAUGAUGGCCGGCCCCAUCUGCAUCUUCAUGGCGUGCCUCCUGCCCGAAACCUACGGCGAGACCAUCCUCCUCCAUCGAGCACGUCGUCUCCGACGCCAAACCCUCAACUCCUCCCACCAGCCCACCAUCCUCGCGCCCAGCGAACUCAAACCCAUCCCCUUCAGCACACACCUUCGCGAGACCCUCUCCCGGCCCAUCGAGAUUUGCAUCAAAGACCCCGCCAUCGGCUUCACCUGCCUCUACACCUCCUUCAUCUACGCCAUCUACUACUCCUUCUUCGAGGCCUUCGACCUCGUCUACAUGAACACCUACCAUAUGGACCUCUUCUCCUUCAGCCUGAUCUUCGUCUCCAUCGUCAUCGGCUGCGUCGUCGCCGCCGCCCUCUACGCCCUAUACCUCCUCCGCCGACCCACCUCGCAACAAACCCUCGUCGACACCAACAACCUCGAAGCAUGUCUCUUCCCCGCCCUCCCCGCCGUCUGCUUCACGCCUAUCGGCCUGUUCGUGUUCGCCUGGACCGCCCGGGCAUCCGUCCACUGGGUAGUCCCCACCCUCGGCAUCGCCCUGUACGCCGGCGGCACGUUCGUCACGUUCCAGGGCAUCCUGGUCUACCUGCCGCCGUCGUAUCCGCAGUACGUGGCUUCGCUAAUGGCGGGGAACGACUUUGCCCGGUCAGCGACGGCUGCAGUCUUCAUUAUGGUGACCCCGUACAUGUAUGAGAAUCUGGGCAUUAGCAAAGGUGUGACCAUUCUGGCGGCUAUUUCGUGUCUUGGGGUGGUGGGGAUGUUUGUGAUUUGGAAGUAUGGGGCGCGCAUGAGGGCGAGGAGUCGGUUUGCAGGGUGA
Molecule: messenger RNA, 1542 nt
Organism: Aspergillus melleus
Lineage: Eukaryota; Fungi; Ascomycota; Eurotiomycetes; Eurotiales; Aspergillaceae
Exons: 4
Coding region: 1-1542 (513 amino acids)
Biological process (GO): xenobiotic detoxification by transmembrane export across the plasma membrane
Molecular function (GO): fluconazole transmembrane transporter activity
Source: RefSeq, a predicted model, not a curated record